Messenger RNA from Oncorhynchus tshawytscha (Chinook salmon), 430 nucleotides. Its product is annotated as WAS/WASL-interacting protein family member 3. The transcript has 4 exons. Bases 68 to 430 code for a protein of 120 amino acids. The record is from RefSeq and is a predicted model, not a curated record. Lineage: Eukaryota; Metazoa; Chordata; Actinopteri; Salmoniformes; Salmonidae.
CCUCCACCCCUCCCCCGCCUCAUUCACCCCCAGCUGCCCCUCCUGUCUGCCCCCUCCACCACCCAAGAUGCCCCCUGUGCCGUCCCCUGCCAUGCGGCCCCCGGUGCCCCCCUCCUACCCCUGCACUGCACCUAGUCGACGACCACCAGCUGUGCCCAGGAGUGCAGGUGUGGGGAGGUCGUUGGCUUCUCCCCCUGUCCCACCGGCCCGCUCCCCGUCCACGGAGUUGACCAACCGGAUCCCUCCCCCUCAUCCUCCUCCCCUUCCCCCGUCCUUAAUGAGGAAUGGACACAGCCUAAGUUUGCACAGCCUGGAUGACUUUGAGUCUAAAUUUCAGUUCCACCCAAUAGAAGACUUUCCCCCUCCAGAGGAGUUUAGGCCCUUUCACGCAUCUACCCAAGCAGAGAGAACCAAGGAGGUACUCCUGUAA